CGAAGUAACAUCGGGUACCUGCGUGUGUGUGUGCGACAUAUAUUACACCUUGCAAUGGAAUACCUUAAUAUUCAGGGCUGCUGGGAGAGUAUUGCACUUUCUUGAUGAAUCUCUAGAAAGUAAAGGAAACGGCCUUCCCGUCUGUGAUCUUUAUUCUUGUCCCGCGCCCGAGGUAUUUACGUCACAAUACUUUUAUGCACGGGUUUUGCAUGUAUUUACAGCGAUGGAGCUGCGUGUGGGGAACAAGUACAGACUAGGCCGUAAAAUAGGCAGUGGCUCGUUUGGAGAUAUCUACCUGGGAACCAACAUUUCUACCGGGGAGGAAGUCGCAAUCAAGCUAGAAUGUAUAAAAACCCGGCACCCGCAACUGCACAUAGAGUCCAAGUUCUACAAAAUGAUGCAAGGUGGAGUUGGGAUCCCCACGAUCAAGUGGUGUGGCUCGGAAGGUGACUACAAUGUGAUGGUUAUGGAGCUACUUGGACCAUCACUAGAAGAUCUCUUCAAUUUUUGUACACGGCGAUUCACUCUGAAGACUGUACUUCUUUUAGCUGACCAAUUAAUAUCCCGCAUCGACUACAUCCACAGCCGCAACUUCAUCCACCGCGACAUCAAGCCCGACAACUUCCUGAUGGGGCUGGGCAAGAAGGGCAACCUGGUGUACAUCAUCGACUUCGGCCUGGCCAAGAAGUACCGGGACGGCCGCACGCACCAGCACAUCCAGUACCGCGAGAACAAGAACCUGACUGGCACGGCGCGCUACGCCAGCAUCAACACGCACCUGGGCAUAGAGCAGAGCCGGCGCGACGACCUGGAGUCCCUGGGCUACGUGCUGAUGUACUUCAACCGCGGCUCGCUGCCCUGGCAGGGGCUCAAGGCUGCCACCAAGCGCCAGAAGUACGAGCGCAUCAGCGAGAAGAAGAUGUCCACCUCCAUCGAGGAGCUGUGCAAGGGCUACCCAGCGGAGUUCCCCACGUACUUGAACUACUGCCGCUCGCUGCGCUUCGAGGAGCGGCCCGACUACUCGUACCUGCGCCAGCUGUUCCGCACGCUGUUCCACCGCCAGGGCUUCACCUACGACUACGUCUUCGACUGGAACAUGCUGAAAUUCGGUGGCUCGAGACAUGGCGGCGCGGAGGAGCCCCGGGAGAGACGCUACACGUCGCGCACGGGCCAGGCCACUGCCGCCACCACGGCGGCGGGCGGGGGCACCAGCCGGCGCACCCAGACCGCCUUCGACCUGGUGAACAGCCCGCCGGGCGCCACUCCCCCCGUCACCACCGCCAGCCCCACCGCAGCGUCGCCGCGCGGGCGCGCGGGAGAGACCCAGGAGCGGCGGGUGAGCAUGCGCCUGCACCGCGCGGCGCCCAACGCCUCCGCGCCCGACCCGAACGCCCGGACGCCAGAGGCUGCCAAGCAGACCAACGCCACCGCAACUCCGACGGCACCCCCAGUGUCGGCCGGCCGUAGGACGGCGCGCCACCUCCCGCCCGCCACAGACAACAUCCCCGUUUGAACGGUUCGGCCGAGCGUGUGGCGUGUCGGCACCCCUGGACCCGAGCGGAGUGCGUUUCCAUGAAGUUUGACAAGUUCACCCACCUUGCAAUUUUAUAUAUAUGAUAUAUAUAGUACAUAAAAUAAGUGUAUAUGUGUAAACCAAGCCUUCGUAACUUAAAUGAGGACAGUUUUUUUUGUGUGUGAGUUUUUAAUGUAUAUAAAGUACAAUAUUAAAAAAAAAAUAUAUACAUGUAAAUACAUAGCUAUGUAAUGUACGAUACAAGAGGGCGGACCUGAACGCGGUUUGGUUGCCGGUGUGAGCGGCGAGCGGUACAUUCUCGUGUGUGUGUUUCCGUUGAUUCAUAUCUCUACCAAGCUUCAAUUUUUAUAGCUGACGAAAACUUGUAGAAAAUUUGUCUAGCGAUAUUUAGUUCCCACAUGAUGUAAUAUAUCGUGACGUGUGAGCCAUCAAGCAAGUGGACAAGACGGCGAUUUUUGAUAUUUAUUGUUGAUUGUGGGAAUGGCGUCAAAGUGUUUUUAAAUUAAUAACGACCAUCGAGGUAUAUUAAAUGGUUUCAAUGUGAUCACGUUAAGUUUCGUUUUUGUAAGUUGAGUAGCACUUAUUGUAUUGCAAGAACAUUGGUACAAGGCUGUAAGAAUGCAGUGCUUUAAGUAAGAGUGGCAUUAUGCUUCGGGCUUUCACUAGGGCUGUCUGGGAUCCAGGAACUCGAGAAAUGUUUAAGGAACAAUAUGUAUUUGUUUUCAGGAUUGUAUAGGGUUAUUUGUUAGGUGGUUAUCUUCUCUUUUUAUGUGACAGUGUAAAUUUUGAGAAGAUUACUAUAAUACAGUUUGUCUUAACACCGUAAUUGGGAGACAUAACAGCCAUGUUAUUGGCUAUCAGUAAACCGGCUGUCAGUGCAGGUUCAAGGGAAGGAAGUUUUUACCGUUUUCUGUUUUCCUAUACUUCGCCUAAAACAAACCAAAAAAUUUGUUCAUAAAAUCUUACGAAAAACAUUAUAUAAAAGAGAAUUUCUUUUUUGACACAUUGAAAGAAACAAAUAAAGCAAACAAUUUUUAAUUGUUUCAGACGUUUAUAAUAUAUUUAAAUUCAGCUGAAAGCGGUUCAGAGCUCAAUAUUUUUAAAAAACGGUCCAAUCGUUUCUUCAGAGAUAGUGAGUGCACUUGCAUUAUAUACCACAUUUAAAACCGCGCACAAUUUUUUUACAUGUGUGUGUUGAAAAAGCAUGGCAAUGUGGCUUAUUCGUAACUUGGCAACGCUGCCUAUCACAAGUGCCUUCGAAAUCCAAGUUGUGAGAGAAAUGUUAAUUGAAGGUUUACGGUUGCUGAAUGAAAAACUUAAAAUUAUUUAAAUUGCUCUGAAAAUGGACAGUUGUGCUGUGGGAAGGAAAGUACUCUGUGACGGAAAGUCAUGCGACUGGGGGGGGGGGGGGGGGGGUUUGUUCAUUGUAAAUGAAUAAAUAUACAAUUCAUGAUAACUAAUGGUCAAUUAGGUUAGGUUAGCUACAUUAUAAAUACCUACUUUAAAACAUUGUGGACGGUUGAUUUGGUUAGGAUAGCUACAUUAAAAGAUACUGCGAAAUCAUGUAAACAAAAAAGCAAGCACGAACUUCGGGGAACUUCGGGUUUGGCUCUCUCGUCUGUGAAAAGAAGGCUUGCCAACGUGAGUAUUCGGGUCUGUGCAAUGCAGAAUGUACAUCGUAGGCUUCCCGUUGAGUUAAACUGGACUGCAAUAGUGGUAGUUGUUGCUAGUGGGCUGUGAUGUUGAUUGCAACACGAAUGUGCUCUAAGGCUUCACUGUCCAAGGAAGUCACUGGUGUUUGUAUAACAUCUGUUGUUUCCAUUGGGAAUUUAGGGAAAAUUAGAAUGUGGUCAGUUUAUUUAUUUAUUUUUUUUGUGGGCUCAGUCGUGACUAAUGGAAAGGCCUUACAUCAAAGUUUAGUCAUUACGUAUAACAUUAAAAGUGGUAUGAUAUAAAAAUCUUGACGUGCAAUGUUCUCCUUCUAUUAAUAAUGUUCACAGGCUUUCACGGCCAUUGUCUGAAGUAGCUUGGCUUCUGGGCUGUAGCUGCGUCCUUGGCGAAUAAUUCACUGGCGUUUCGGUCGACACUGCAGUCGCCUUCAUACCUAGAAGGUAACUGCUCCCUGAUGAUGGCGACUGCAAUGUCAACUGAAACGUCAGUGAAUUAUUUGCCAAGGACAUGUCUACAACCCAGAAGCAAAGCUACUUCUCCUUCUAUUAUUUUAAUAAUCAGUGUUCAAAACUACAUGUGUUCGAACGGAAGCCAUGAUCUACUUCAAGUUAGAACGGUCGUUCACUUUUAGGUGAGUUAACUACUGCCUGGGAUAUAAUGAAUGUAGUCUCUGUGACUUAAUCAUUAACAUCACCCUGAAUUUCUGUGACUAAAAUAGCUGCUCGGGAAAGUUAUAUUUGUUGGGACAUUUUAGAUUUUUUGCCAACCAUGGUCCCUCUAUGGCAUUUAUUUAGGUUUGUUGUUUUGUUGAAGGUGUUUCUGAUUGGUACUUCUUGCCAGACGGAACUAAUGUCUGAUCUCAUGAACGUGAUGUGGUGAUGUGGAGGACUUGUAGGUUGUUAUUCGCACGCACCUGGCCGGCUAGCUGUACCGUGUGUGUGGCACGUCUCACUGCUUUUCUAGUUUCAAGUGUGGGUUUAGACUCUUUAGAUUUUUUUUAUUCAAGUUUAUUUCUCAUUAAAUUUAUUUCAAAUGAGUUAUGAAAUGCAUUUACAUUUACAGUAAUAAAUAGUAGUAAACUGCUUGUGAAUGCAGGUUUAGAUAAUUUUCAGUGAACCUUCAUGAAGCAUGCGUUGAUAAAUGGGGGGGGCGGGGGGGGGGGGGGGGGGGGCAAAUUUUAGUUCGAAAACCUUUCUUUUCCUCUUUCUUGUUUCCCCCAAUGCCCGUUCAUUCUACUGCUGUUUUGUUUUGUGUUCUGGUGCGAGGUUUUAGGAAGGGGGAAAGAUAUUUACAGUUUUGGGUAGCAUUUUUUUUGUGAUGGAAGCCCAAAAAAGUAUUAUUUUAUCAUUUAUAUAAUCAAGGAGGUAAAAAAACACAAAUUAGUAAGAGUAACAACAAAAGCUGAGAGUUCAUUCUUGAUUGUGAAGAGGUAUACAUACCUGGAACUGGAGUUGACCACAGCUGGAUCUCGACGGAACGAGCAUGGUUAAAAUUUGAAGGUGGAUCUGAGAUUUGAGCAUGCACCACGUAACAGUUUUCCCCUAAAAUGAGUACAAUUUUAAAAAAAUUCUAGGCUAAAUUUGGUGUCCAAGUUUCUUAUUAUAAUAAUUGUACAUGCCACAUGAAAACACAUGAAUUUCCUUUAAUACCAAGGUUAGAUGACACAUCACUGGGGAGUGCUUGAACACUCUCUAACACAGGGACGGUGGAAGCUGGGUUAUCUUUAUUCCUUUCAGAUAAUUGCAAAAUAGAUAAAUUAUUUUUUUUUUUUUUUUGAAAAAUUAUUAAGGAGAUUUUUCAACAUAUUUGUGUGGACACACUGGUAAUUAAUUUUUUUAAUGAGACAAAUGCUGUGUACUUUUUCUAUGUAUGGAGCAGCUACGUAUUUACAACGUUUCAAACUAUGCGGCGUUGGUUCCAAACAUGCCGGAUUAAAGACUCGUUCUCUGUAGCCAAGUUCAGUAUCGUAUAAAGGCACAACAGGUUUGUAGCUAUUAUGUAUUUAGUUUUGGGAAGGUAUAAAAGAGAUGCAAAUAAACUGUCUUGACAUGACAGGGUUUGCUCACGUAAGCAAAAUAGACCCAAGUGCACAAAUUCCUGUUUAUUAUUUGAAACGAGACACAUCUCAGAAGACGUUUUGGCAUGCAACUUGAAAUAAUUCAAGUUGAUACAUAAGAUUGUUCCAGUCGUAAUGACUAAAAUAUUAGUGCGUGGACUCUUGUUCCUGGCCACUCGCGCUGCUAGCCGAAGCGUAGUUCGACCCAGAGUCUGUGAAGCAAUGCUGCCAACUGCAGGUUUGAGCAGGAGCCACAGUGUUUUUGGGAAUGUCUCGACAGGAAAUACUUCACUCCCUGUAAUGAUAGUUUUAAAAGAAGGCUAUUGUACCAAUGUUGUUGUGAUACAGCUCUUUGUGUGUCUGUUUUGUUUUCCUUUUUUUUCACUGUACAGUUCAAAAAAAAUUUGUGGUUGUUUCCCAAACAUGUAAAUGUGUGGAUGUUUUGUAAAGCAUAAGAGUGACAAAUGUAUGUGUAGACUCCCAAAAUAAAACUAUUUAUGUGUUUUUAAUGCUGUGAAAAGAAAAAAAAGAACUACGUAUUGUCCGAAGCAUUUUGUGUGUGUGUGUGUGUGUGAUCUUGUGUGCAUGGAGCUUGCUUUAGAUGUGUCAUGAAUUCACCAUCAAUAAACUUGUCCGAGAAUUUAUUUUUUAUUUUUUGCAAUUUGGUUGGUUACGUUGUUUUGUAUUCACAUUGUAUGUGACCUUGUGAAAUGCUGUUUUGUGACGUAUUCUCGUCACAGACGGUGCGUUGUGAUUGGACCGUUGGUUCUUUUUUUUUUUUCGUGUUGUGGUGGUAUGCGUCAUGUUUUGUAACAUUUCGCUCACGCUUGCACGUUGGGAUGUAAGAGUAAAUAAAGAUACUAAGUGAGUGGGAACUGUGACCACACCAACUUCUGAUUUGUCCGACAAACACUUUGUUUUUAUUUUGCUGUCGAUGUGUAUAGUACAGUGCAUCUUUUAUACAUAAUAAACUGUAAAAGUGAA
This is a messenger RNA of Bacillus rossius redtenbacheri, 6245 nucleotides long. Its product is annotated as casein kinase I-like. The transcript has 10 exons. Gene Ontology annotation, biological process: peptidyl-serine phosphorylation; endocytosis; positive regulation of proteasomal ubiquitin-dependent protein catabolic process. NCBI's taxonomy places the organism in Eukaryota, Metazoa, Arthropoda, Insecta, Phasmatodea, Bacillidae. Gene Ontology annotation, cellular component: cytoplasm; nucleus. Gene Ontology annotation, molecular function: protein serine/threonine kinase activity; ATP binding. The record is from RefSeq and is a predicted model, not a curated record. The coding region runs from base 224 to 1513 and encodes 429 amino acids.